This is a messenger RNA of Symbiodinium sp. CCMP2456, 879 nucleotides long. Lineage: Eukaryota; Dinophyceae; Suessiales; Symbiodiniaceae. The record is from the annotation of a GenBank genome assembly.
AUGCCAACUCAACCACAGCCCCCGGCAACAGCCCGAACGCAGGACGUUCCCGUGGAGGUCAACAUCCAGGGGCAGAGCGGCAAGUUCACUAUCGUUCCAAAGGGUUCCUCGGGAAACUCUGUAGGGAUCAGGGUGACCAUGGAUGCACUGCGGGAGGUGGAUGCGGCCGGUGAAGCUGUCGGUCAGACUGGUAGCGUGAAGCACUCGGUCAACACUUUCGCCGCACAGGACUUCACUGUGGGCAGUGUUGAGCAAGUGACCGUUGGUUCCGUGGGUGCAGCAAAGAUCUCGUUCGAGUCCACCGUUUCCAGCAUCGGCAGUUUGGGUGUAGAUACGUACCUCAUCGCUGAUAGCGGGGCAGUGGGUAUGAACAACGACUCGUGGUCCGUAGACAUUGGGGACUUGAAGUGGAACAUUCGCCUGUGGGACUGGACUUGGUGUGGAGACUCCGGCGCCACGUGCAAGAGCGGUGAGGUCGGCGACGCCAUCGAGCUGGACAUCACGGUGCAGAACAUGGGCGGCGGCUCAGCCAGCAAGAAGGAUGGCAGCAACAAGACCGUCUCGCUCGGAGGCUCAGCACAAUUACAACUAUCUACACAAGUGCAGACGGAUUGCACCUGGGUGGAGAUGGCUCCUGACUAUCCGAUGGUCACCACCCAAGGAAGCAGCACAACCAUCACCUUCCGCUUUCCGCGCUUCAGUUCUUCCUCACUCUAUGACCCUGUGAUCUCCGGCUCAUGCGGUGAGCUCGGACUCGACUGCUCUGGGGACUCCACAGGGGGCUCCACGACGGAAGCUAGCAGCGUGAGUGCCAGUGCAACUGCGGGUGCAGGAGCAGCUGUGGUAGCAGCUUUAGCCGCGAAAGCUUGCUGGAAUUGA